AAUACAUAACUAGAGAAGAUGAUUCUUCAGGACACAAAUAUGCCGGUGAUACCGGGGGAGAAGUUGCCUCGUGAAGAAUCGUACGAGUUGCAAUUAAUGGUGGCAGACUUGUUGAAUAGAAAAAACCCCAAUUUCCCCGGGUCUCAGCCAGUUUCUUUCGAGAGACUCCAUCUCACCGACACCCUCAUGAAAAAAGACUACUACGUGUGUGAAAAGUCCGAUGGCUUGCGGUGCUUGUUGUUCAUCAUUAACCAUCCAGAGAGGGGCGAGGGUGUGUUUUUGAUUACUCGUGGGAAUGAAUAUUACUAUAUUCCCAACAUCCACUUCCCAUUGUCCAUGAAUGAGGAAAAGGGAAAGACAUUUCAUCACGGAACCUUGCUUGACGGUGAAUUGGUACUAGAAACUAAGAACGUCAGCGAACCGUACCUCAGGUAUUGUAUUUUUGAUGCUUUGGCUGUCAAUGGCAAAGAUAUCACUGGUAGAUUUCUUCCUACAAGAUUGGGAUAUAUCACCGAGCAAGUGAUGAAACCUUUUGACAACUUCAAACGCAAAAACCCCGAGAUUGUCAAUUCUAGCACCUUUCCCUUCAAGGUCAGCUUCAAAUUAAUGACAUCGGCCUACCAUGCCGAUGAUGUCUUGAGCAAAAAGGACCAAUUGUUUCAUGAAUCGGAUGGGUUGAUCUUCACUUGUGCUGAAACUCCUUAUGUGUUUGGCACAGACACCACUUUGCUCAAGUGGAAACCCGCACAAGAAAACUCAAUUGACUAUAAGAUGGAAAUAUUGUUCAAUAAGUACCAGGACCCAGAUAUGGACCCGAGGGACCCAGACUCCACCUAUACGGAUUAUGACUCGAAUCCUGACAUAAUAAAUUUGCAUGUUUGGAAAGGAGGACGAGAUUACGAACAGUUUGCCAGAAUGUACUUGGAAGAAAAGGACUGGGAGUUGUUGAAGUCACUUAAGGAGCCUCUUCAAGGCCGAAUUGUCGAAUGCAAAAAGAAAGUGGAUCUUCCAGGAUACUGGGAAAUGAUGAGGUUUAGAGAUGACAAGUCCAACGGAAAUCAUGUAAGUGUGGUGGAGAAGGUGUUGUUGAGUAUCAAAGAUGGUGUGAGCGAAGAAGAAAUCAUUGCUGCUUGUCCCAAGAUUCGGGACUCGAGAAAAGACAAGCGUCCCAAGAGUGCUCCAGCACCUUCACAUGCACAUUCAGUCAAAGAUCAACAUCCUAAAAAAAGGAGUCGAGAGGGAGAUGCCGAUGAGGUGCAGCCGGCUGCGAAAAAGUUCGAAGAAGAUAUGCCUGCUUACGAAGACAGCGACGAGGAAUAAACCCAUAUGUAUAUAUAUCUGUACUAUUACCAAAAAUUCAG
Messenger RNA from Yamadazyma tenuis ATCC 10573, 1361 nucleotides. It is a transcript of the gene CGT1, whose product is annotated as mRNA guanylyltransferase. The record is from RefSeq and is a predicted model, not a curated record. Gene Ontology annotation, molecular function: mRNA guanylyltransferase activity; ATP binding. Lineage: Eukaryota; Fungi; Ascomycota; Pichiomycetes; Serinales; Debaryomycetaceae. Gene Ontology annotation, cellular component: mRNA capping enzyme complex. Gene Ontology annotation, biological process: 7-methylguanosine mRNA capping.